This is a messenger RNA of Oryza sativa Japonica Group (Japanese rice), 1979 nucleotides long. RefSeq lists its product as uncharacterized. Lineage: Eukaryota; Viridiplantae; Streptophyta; Magnoliopsida; Poales; Poaceae. The record is from RefSeq and is a predicted model, not a curated record.
GUAUACCAAACGGCAAUACGCGCCUCUCUCUCUCUCUCUCUCUCUCUCUCUCUCCCCUCCUUCCCUUCCCUCUCUCUCUCUCCUCAAUUCCCCAUUCCACCAACGCACGCACCAACCCGCCAUUCCCUCCCAAAACCAAAUCCCCCGUCGACGCGAGAGGAAUCCAAUCCUCCGAAUCGUCUCCCAAUCCCGCGCGCCGUGUAGAUCGACAGAUACAAUUGCUAAUUAGUACAAAAUGGCUAUAAGCUUCAAAUAUUGGGAUGACUGCUUGGAUCCAGAGGAUAUGCAAUUAAUGUGGGCUGAUCCUCAUGUAAGUAAAGAGUGGAUUGAUGCUGGGGAAGGGCCGGGACAGAAGGUUCACCUGUCACGGGAUCCUGAUGGUGAGGCAUAUCUCACACAAACUGAAAUGAUGGCGGUGGCUGCAAUUACUGUUCAUAAGCAUUUCAAGUCACAGCUAGACCCGUAUAUGAUAGGUGCCCUUGCAGAAAUUGCAAGUGGAAGGAGACUCUUUGUCGAUAAUUAUGACCGAAAGACUAAGGAGAUCAAAGCUGGCAUAAUGCAGGUGACAAUAGAAGUUGCUCAAUGGCUUGGCAGGGAAUUGGGUUACAAGUAUUAUGACAUUGAAGAAGAUGCUAAUUUGCUCUAUUGGCCUUUUGUGAAUGUCUACUUUGGUGCUGCUUAUGCAAAAUGGCUAUUCUCAUGUGACGAUAAAGAAAGAACUGAAGAAUUCGUUGUUAGAGCUUACAAGGGAGGCAAAAAGAAGGCUGUUCACAAAUCAACUUCCCCCAUCUUUCAACGCUAUCUUUAUGUGAAGGAGGCCUUGCUGUCUAUGAGACAGCCAGAAAGUUUUAAUGAUUUAACUCCUAAUCUCCUAGCCAAUUCCUCGAGCACAGAAGGACAGUUGAUUUAUUGGGAUUCCAAGGUAUCAGAGGUAGAUAUGGAUGCGAUGUGGAGUCAGCCCGAUGUGAUUAAGGAGUGGACAAAAUCUGGUGAGAGGCGAGGAAAUGUGAGGUUUUCUCAUGACUCCAAGAGGAGGCCUUAUCUUUCUCGAGUUGAGGUGAAGGCUGUUGCUGAAAUAACCAUAUCACGUCAUUUGAGCUCAAAAGGAGUAACACCAGAAGCCCUAGCUGCUCUUGCUGAGGUGUGCAGUAUGCGUUUUGUCCAUGGUGUUCGUUCUCGUACUGGCUUGAUGGGAAUAGACUACCCUACUGCAGCAUGGCUUUACAGAGAUUGUGGCCAUAGGGCGUAUACUGUCAGCUCCGUAGAUGAUCUAUACAAUCCUUUUACAUCAAUGUACUUUGGCGCAGCUUACUUGGGAUGGUUGUCACAAUAUGAAGGAAGAGAAAGAAGUCACGAGUUCAUUGUUCAGGCAUACCUUGGGGGACCAGAAAACGUUAGCCUUCAGGAGACUGGCCCAUUUUGGAACAAAUUCCUGGAGGCCUUAAGACUAUACCAAGAUCCAAAGAAGGAACAAGCAAGCUGUUGUAUUUUGUAAAAGUUGUCCUGAUGUGCCCUUAUGUCUUUGUUUGGUGAAGGCUCCCACUCAAAGGAUUCAACGCUAACUAGCAACGGGCUUGCUUGGAUUCCAUUUGUACAUAUUUGGUCAUUUGAUACCCUGCUCGUGUUCCAGUUUUCAACUGUGGUUGAUCCCCACUGGGUGCUCACAGAGCUAUGCCCUCCUCUUCUUCUGUCCAUAUAUUUUGCUUUUCUGUACUAAAUAUAUUAACGGCCUUUUUUUUUCUGCAUACCGGUAUGUUAUAAAAAUCACUUUUGAUAUAUAGAUACCCAAAAGGAAUUGACUCAAACAAAAUUAAAAAGGAAAAAGGUUCAAUUACAUAAGACUACUGUUUUAGGAAAAAUGUUUCAUGGAGGAUUGUUAGUUCUUCAUUACAGACUAGAGAAUGUAAAAUUUUCAGGCAUAUUGCUUAUGGCUCAUUAUACAUCUCAAAUGAAAUUAGGGUCCCCUUUUUUAUUUUUUA